Oryza sativa Japonica Group (Japanese rice) is the source of this 2434-nucleotide messenger RNA. RefSeq names its product phosphatidylinositol 4-kinase gamma 1. Lineage: Eukaryota; Viridiplantae; Streptophyta; Magnoliopsida; Poales; Poaceae. The record is from RefSeq and is a predicted model, not a curated record.
GUGCAAAAAAAUAGGCAGCCGUAGCGAUCGACCUUCUCCGACGAGUUCUCUCUUUCUUCUCCUUCCCCCGGCAACGAGCCUGACGCCGCUCGCGCCCGCGGAGGGGAGGGGAGGGGAAGAUCUAGAACCGCGGGGAAGACGACGGCUGAUGGCUAGCUAUAGCUGAUUGAUUUAGCGGCUCAACAUAUAUACCAAGGCGGCGCGGCCGGCCGGCACGCCGGCAGGGUGGUCGCCGGCGAACCUCGCGUAGAGCUCACCCUCCCCUCCUCCGGUGGUCUGCCUCCCCCUGCAUUGGCGGAUCGAGGACGCACGCACGUACGACUCGUUCGUUCGUUCACUGCCAUGCCGGCCCGUGCCCUCGCCGUCGAAUCGUCGUCGUCGUCGUCGUCCCUGCGCGUCUGUGACGUCUGCUGCUGACUCGUGGAUGUAGCUUGAUUGCUCGCCGUACGUCGUCGACAUGUUGCUGUAACGAGCCGAAAACACCAGCGAAGUCCGUUGCGUAGCCGGCCGGCCUCACCUCCGGUCGCCGACGCCGGAGGUAGCGUGAAUUCGUUUUCAUCGGUCAGGAUGGCAAUCGCGGUCGGCCAUUGCCGCGAGCUGAGUCCCCCCGGUGGCGGCGUCCGCGGCCGGCACUGCCGCCUCCGCUCCGUCACCCAGCUAGACUGCCCGGUGUUCGACGACCAUGACCUGGACCUGGACCGCCGAGAGCGCAACGGGCACGCCGGCCUGUCGCCGCGGCGGAGCCUCUCCUCGCCGUGCUUCUCCACCGUCGUCCCUCCCGCCGCCGACCGCGCCGAGCCCGCGCGCGACGACGGCGAGAAGAUGAUGCCGCGCGUGGAGAUCGUCGCGGGCGGCCACGCCCGCGGGGUGCACGAGCUCAUCGCGGAGGCCGCGGGCGCCAUCGCGACGGGGACGCGCCUCGUGCCGGCGCAGGGCGGGAUCGGCGGCGCGCUGCUGCUCGAGGACGGCCGCUCCGUCGACCACGUGGCGGUGAUCAAGCCGCUCCUCGACGACGCGUCCUCGCCGUCCCACGGCGGUGGAGGAGGCUACGCGAGCAAGGCCGUGCUGCGGGAGGUGGCCGCAUUCCUCCUCGACCACGACGGCUUCGCCCGCGUCGAGCCGACCGCGCUGAUCAAGAUCUCGCGACCCGCCAUGCCGACGACCACGGCCUCGAUCCAGCGCUUCGCGGCGCACGAGUGCGACGCCGGCGAGCUCGGCCCGUCGCGGUUCUCCGUGGCGUCCGUGCACCGCAUCGGCAGCCUCGACGUCCGCCUCCUCAACAUCGACCGCCACGCCGGCAACAUCCUCGUCAAGAAGUCGCCGGAGAGCGAGUGCGCCAGCGGCGGCAGCACGUUGACGCCGCUGGACCUCGUGCCGAUCGACCACGGGCUCUGCCUCCCGGAGCAGCUCGACGACCCCUACUUCGAGUGGCUGCACUGGCCGCAGUCGUCGCUGCCAUUCUCUGGCGCCGAGCUGGAGUACGUCGCGUCGCUCGACCCGUUCCGGGACGCCGCGAUGCUCCGCGCCGAGCUGCCGUCGCUGACGGAGGCGGCCAUCCGGAUCCUCACCCUCUGCACCAUCUUCCUGCAGCGCGCGGCCGCCGCGGGGCUCUGCCUCGCCGACAUCGGCGACAUGAUGACACGCGAGUUCUCGGCGAUGGAGGAGGGGCUCAGCGCGCUCGAGUCCCUCUGCAAGAACGCCUACGAUUCCUCCACCACCACCGCCGGCUCAUCCCCUCGGAAGCACCACCACUCCGACGACUCCGACGACGAGAGCACCCAGUUCGGCAUGGACGACGUGCCCGCCGGGCUCCCUCCUCACCUCUUCCUCCUCGGCGGCGGCGGCAUCGCCAAGAGCGUGAGCUUCUCCGCGGCGGAGCAGGGCGCCGCCGGGCGCGGCGCCGCGCGGAAGCGCAUGUCGUUCAAGGCGCUGAGCGGCGACGAGUGGGCGGCGUUCCUUGACCGGUUCGAGCAGCUGCUGCCGGCGGCGCUCGACGCCAAGAAGCGCGCCGGCCUGAAGCUCACCAGGCUGGGCACCUCCUUCUGAAUUCUAAUCUCCGCCGCCGCCGCCGCCGCCGACGACGACGACGUCGCCGGAGCUAGAGAAGAAGAAGAUCGAGGUCGAGAGCUUGUGUACACAUACAAUGCGUGUGAAUUCCGAGAGCCCUUGUUGUAUUUGUACGUGACGUGUGCCAGCAUAGGUGUGUGAGACGAUCGAUCGAUCGAGAGGCCAUCGCGAUCCCGCCAUUGUUGCUUGCGCGAGAGGUUGAAGUUGAACCCUAACAUUUGAUGCUAUAGGGGAGCCAGGGAGCAGCUCUGGAAUGGUAACAAAUGUUCCAACGAAGCUGACUAGCAGUGCCAACGAUCCAAUGCAUCGAGCAAAACACAAACAUUGCUCAUUGUUGUGUUGUGAUAUUGACAUGUGUUUGUCUAUC